This is a messenger RNA of Amborella trichopoda, 2156 nucleotides long. It is a transcript of the gene CPSRP54, whose product is annotated as chloroplast signal recognition particle 54 kDa subunit. Gene Ontology annotation, molecular function: 7S RNA binding; GTP binding; GTPase activity. Gene Ontology annotation, biological process: SRP-dependent cotranslational protein targeting to membrane. Gene Ontology annotation, cellular component: signal recognition particle. Lineage: Eukaryota; Viridiplantae; Streptophyta; Magnoliopsida; Amborellales; Amborellaceae. The record is from RefSeq and is a predicted model, not a curated record.
UGGGCAUUUUUGCCGUUUUCUUCCCAAAUUAAUUCAAAGGGACCUGAGUAAAAAUUGAGCGGAUAAAGCCUCUUGGCCACUGCAUCUCUUCUCUGCGACCAUGGAAGCUUUUUCCAUGGCUACACUUGGUUCCUGCCAUUUCUCUGCAUCAUCGCUUUCUUCCUCUUUAAAACUACUUACCCCAUUUUCUCUGUCUACAAACCCCAAUGGAAGCUUUUGUUCUCCGAGAAACCCUGAAAGACCAAUCGCCUCAUCAUUUCUCUCAUCUCUCUCGCUUGGGUCUUCAUCAAGGAACACAUUCACAAGAGAGAUAUGGGGCUGGGUUUAUAGCAAAAUCUCAAUUGUUAAGAAGGAAAGGCGUUUGAUUGUGAGAGCAGAGAUGUUUGGCCAGUUGACGAGCAGUCUAGAAGCUGCCUGGACAAAACUCAGAAAGGAAGAUGUUUUGACCAAGGACAACUUUGUUGAGCCUAUGCGAGAGAUUAGGAGAGCUCUUUUGGAGGCGGAUGUAAGCCUUCCAGUUGUGAGGAGAUUUGUUCAGUCUGUCAGUGAUCAGGCAGUUGGUGUUGGUUUGAUUCGAGGAGUGAGACCUGAUCAACAAUUAGUGAAGAUUGUGCAUGAUGAAUUAGUAAAACUAAUGGGUGGAGAAGUAUCUGAGCUCGUUUUUGCAAAGUCGGGUCCUACAGUUAUACUGUUGGCAGGUUUACAAGGUGUUGGGAAGACUACUGUUUGUGCUAAGUUGGCCUUGUAUCUCAAGAAACAGGGAAGGAGUUGCAUGAUGGUUGCUGCUGAUGUGUAUAGACCUGCAGCCAUUGAUCAACUUUCUAUUUUAGGUGAACAGGUGGAUGUGCCUGUUUAUACAGCAGGAACAGCAAUAAAGCCAUCAGAAAUAGCUCGACAAGGUCUCAAGGAGGCCAAGCAGAAGAAUAUUGAUGUUGUGAUUGUGGAUACAGCUGGAAGACUGCAAAUAGACAAGGCCAUGAUGGAUGAGUUGAAGGAGGUGAAACAGACAUUGGAUCCCACUGAAGUUUUGCUUGUGGUAGAUGCAAUGACUGGUCAAGAAGCUGCAGCAUUAGUCACAACAUUCAACAUUGAAAUUGGAAUUACCGGGACCAUUCUAACAAAACUGGAUGGAGACUCUCGAGGUGGAGCAGCUUUGAGUGUCAAAGAGGUUUCAGGAAAGCCAAUAAAGCUUGUAGGGCGUGGUGAGCGUAUGGAAGACCUCGAGCCUUUCUACCCUGAUCGGAUGGCUGGGCGUAUAUUAGGAAUGGGAGAUGUUCUGUCAUUCGUAGAAAAAGCACAAGAAGUUAUGAGACAAGAAGAUGCUGAGGAAUUGCAGAAGAAGAUAAUGAGUGCAAAAUUUGAUUUUAAUGACUUCUUAAAGCAAACUCGUGCUGUUGCCCAAAUGGGUUCGAUGACCCGUGUCAUUGGAAUGAUUCCAGGCAUGGCAAAGGUAACCCCUGCACAAAUUCGUGAGGCAGAGAAAAGCUUAAAAAUAAUGGAGGCCAUGAUUAAUGCCAUGACACCUGAGGAAAGAGAGAAACCUGAAUUGCUGGCAGAAUCCCCUGCUAGGAGAAAGAGAGUUGCGAUGGAUUCUGGGAAGACUGAACAGCAGGUAAGCCAACUUGUUGCUCAACUCUUCCAAAUGCGUGUACGCAUGAAAAACUUGCUUGGAGCCGUGGAGGGGGGGUCUAUUCCUGCACUAAGCAAUCUUGAGGAAUCACUCAAAGCAGAACGAAAGGUGCCUCCUGGCACUGCACGAAGGAGAAGGAACAAAUCAGAAACAAGGAGACAAUUUGCCGAUUCAGCUUCAGUGAGACCUGGCCCUAGGGGAUUUGGUUCAAAAACUUGAUGUUUUCUUUUCCCUUUUCUUUUUUUCCUGCUUAAACGUGAGCUUUUAUUUGAGUAAUUUCUUGAUUUUAUAACUUUUUAAGUUUCAAUGACUUUCUCAAAGUCUUGUUUUGAUUCAAAAUUUAGACUCUUGUAGUUGUAAAUUAUCAUACCUAACUCUCUGUCUCAACAUGUAACUAGGACACAUCCAAUGGUUCUUGUUGCAUUGACAUGCGGAAGAUAAGACAUGCUUAUCUGAGAUUUAGAAAAACAUGUUCUUGAUGUUUUCUUCGUGGAAUGCAACCACUAAAAAAGGUAUUUGAAAGUUG